Messenger RNA from Saitoella complicata NRRL Y-17804, 763 nucleotides. RefSeq names its product putative glutathione peroxidase. The transcript has 4 exons. The record is from RefSeq and is a predicted model, not a curated record. Gene Ontology annotation, biological process: response to oxidative stress. Bases 158 to 649 code for a protein of 163 amino acids. Lineage: Eukaryota; Fungi; Ascomycota; Saitoellomycetes; Saitoellales; Saitoellaceae. Gene Ontology annotation, molecular function: glutathione peroxidase activity.
ACGUGCGCGACCCCGAUUAGGCGGCACGACGGACUGGACCCCGGCAACGGGACUUGAAGGAGAUCCGAAGAAAAAAAUAAAAGCAGCCUUGGCAUCCCUACGACUUUUCCGUCUUCUCCCUACGCGUACCGUCUUUGUCAAUCACCGUACAAUUACAAUGUCUUCCGCCGCGACUUUCUACGAUCUCCCCGCUCCUCUCGAUAAGAAGAAGCAGGAGUUCCCUCUCUCUGAUUUGAAGGGAAAGGUCGUGUUGGUUGUGAAUGUUGCAAGCAAGUGCGGGUUCACCCCGCAAUAUGAAGGUCUCGAGAAGAUCUACCAGCAGUACAAGGACAAGGAUUUCGCUAUCAUUGGAUUCCCUUGUAACCAGUUCGGUGCUCAGGAGCCCGGAAGCGAUGAGGAGAUCCAAUCCUUCUGUCAAUUGAACUACGGCGUUUCCUUCCCCGUUCUCGCCAAGGUCGACGUUAACGGCUCUACAUCGUCUCCUAUCUACGAGUGGUUGAAGAACCAGAAGUCUGGUUUCAUGGGUUUGACUAGGAUUAAGUGGAACUUCGAGAAGUUCUUGAUUGGUAAGGACGGAAAUGUUGUCGAGCGUUACUCUUCGUUGUCGAAGCCCGAGAGCAUCGCGGAAGAUAUUGAGAAGUUGCUUUAAGUUUCUUGUAUGAGGCUGUAUCGCGGGAGCGGAGCAUAGCUAGACAGGAUUGCGGAUUGCGAGAGGUUGGAACGGAGUUCUUGCACUCUAAAUACAAUAAACGAAAUAAUUCAU